Bactrocera latifrons is the source of this 810-nucleotide messenger RNA. Its product is annotated as putative nuclease HARBI1. The transcript is spliced from 4 exons. The record is from RefSeq and is a predicted model, not a curated record. NCBI's taxonomy places the organism in Eukaryota, Metazoa, Arthropoda, Insecta, Diptera, Tephritidae.
AUGGUUAUAUGGGUACUAGGUCAAGUUUUCGGCCAAGUUUUUGGUUUAGGUAUUGCGCAUCCCACUGUUUCGUUGAUUUUUAAGAAAAUGCUUCCAAUAUUGGAAUCCACUCUGUGCAGUGUCUGGAUCAAAACAAACAUAAUUGAAGAGCAGAAACGAACAACGAAAAGGAAAUUUUUCACCAGAUCAGGAAUUCCAAAUGUGGUUGGUUGCGUUGAUGGAACCCAUGUUGCAAUUAUUGCUCCAUGUGAGAACAAGCAUUUAUAUAUGAAUAGAAAAGGAUUUUACAGCAUAAAUGCGAUGAUUGCGUGCGAUCAGGAUAUGGUUAUAAGGUGUGUUGAUGCGAGAUAUGGAGGAUCUAGCCACGACUCAUUUGUGUGGAACAAUAGCGCAUUAAAAACAUAUCUGGAGCAAACGUACCAAAGAGGAGAUCACAAUUCGGUUUACUUAGGUGAUUCUGGUUAUCCACUACACGAGUAUCUAUGAAACGCUUUGGCAGGAACAGUGGAAUAAAAUUUUAAUAAGAAACAUGCAAAGGCAAGCAACGUAGUUGAAAGGACGAUUGGAGUGCUGAAAUGCCGUUUUCGAUGUAUACUAGGUGAACGUAAACUACGAUAUCCUCCUAGUCAAGCAACUAUUAUUGUAAAUGUUUGUUGUGCUUUACACAAUAUUUGCAAACAAUAUAAUGUGAAUGAUCCUGAAGAAGAAACUUUUAUUGAUGUGGUAGUACCACUGGAACCAGUUGAAGGAAACUUCCAUGCAACAGCAGCAGAUCAUCGCCGAAGACAAAUUGCGAAUGCAUUGGCAUAG